AUGGCAAAACUCACCGAUGAUGCCGACUACGAUGCCGGCGAAACGAUUGAAAAUGUACCAAGUUCAUUGUCUGAUGCUGGCAGACGACUUCGGACUAGGCGAAUGGCAAAACUCACCGAUGAUACCGACUACGAUGCCGGCGAAACGAUUGAGAAUGUACCAAGUUCAUUGUCUGAUGCUGGCAGACGACUUCGGACUAGAUUACAGGCAGUCACUGGUAUGAACAAAGCAUAA
Messenger RNA from Protopolystoma xenopodis, 234 nucleotides. The record is from the annotation of a GenBank genome assembly. NCBI's taxonomy places the organism in Eukaryota, Metazoa, Platyhelminthes, Monogenea, Polystomatidea, Polystomatidae.